GUUGAUUUUUAUUUGUUCUUUUUAUGCGUAUAUAAUCCUUUUUUUUUUCUAUUAUCAUUAUUAUGUCUAUUUCAUCUACAAAGCUUUCAUCUAUUAAAUUAUUUGGAUUACCUUACUUACAAUGGAAAGAAAAUGUACACAAUAAAUCACAACCUAUAUACAAUAAUAUUGAUACUUGUUUAAAUAAGUUUGAAGAAGCUUUGCAUGCAUAUGACUUAGAUUUUGAUAUGGAAUGGCUUCAUCUUCUACCUCUCUGUUUAUCCUAUAAGCAAAACAUAUGGCUAAACAAACUUGUUAAAUUAAAAGGAUUAUCUAUAACUUGGGAAAUAUUUAAAGAAGCGUUUAAAGAGCAUUAUCAACCCACUGCUUCUAAAAAGAAAGGUAAUCAUGUUGAUAGAAAAAGAUCUCCAGCUAAAAGGGAAUUGUUCGACAUCAUAAAAAGAGAUACAGAACCAAUGGAUAAAUUUAUUGAUCGUUUUAGACUUAUUGCUAUAAAUUCAAAGAUUCGAGACCAGGACAUUCUUAUAACGUGUUUUAAAAGUGCUCUACCAGCUGACAAACAAAAAAAACUAAAUAAAGCGGUGACCGUUGGUAAUUUAAAUCAACAGCACAGUAUCGCUUUCCUAUGUGAGACAGCCAAUCUUCUUGAUAGAUAUGAACGUAAAAUUUUCCCAACCUAUGAUCCUGAACGUAACUUUCUUACAAACACUUUUUUUUUUGACUUAUCAAUUCCUACUGUCAAGAAGAAACAUAAGUUAAUUGAAGAAACUCUAUUUAUUGAUGAUGAACAGCAACAGCCGCCGAAUAAAAAAAUAAAAAAUUCAAAGAGAAACGCCAACGAACCGAGUGGUGUCUAUUAUUGCUCUCUUCAUCAUGUUGAUACACAUAAUACUGAAGAUUGUCGAGCAAUGAAAUCUUUUACUAUUCUUUAAUCAAAAAUGAAUUGGGUCAAAAUUCCAGCACACUAACUUGGAAAACUUCUAAUAACAACAGUCCUUCACCAAUAGACUGUGUAUUUAUAUAAAUAAAUAAAACAUAAAAAUACUAUUUUAAGAGAGAGAGAGAAACAUUGAAUUAUUAGAAGCUUG
This is a messenger RNA of Cokeromyces recurvatus, 1088 nucleotides long. RefSeq lists its product as uncharacterized. NCBI's taxonomy places the organism in Eukaryota, Fungi, Mucoromycota, Mucoromycetes, Mucorales, Mucoraceae. The record is from RefSeq and is a predicted model, not a curated record. The transcript has a single exon. The coding region runs from base 63 to 932 and encodes 289 amino acids.